AUGGUACGUUCACGCCGAUGCUUCGACUUUCGCGUCAGAUUUGACGAAACAGGAGGCAUAUGCGCAGGUAUUAGAACAGGCCGAGGCGCUGUUCGAGGGACAGAGGAACUGGGUAUCUUCCCAUCCAUUUUUGCAUCCGCCCAUCUAUCCAUCUUGAUCUUGGCCAGAGGCAAUCACAUCACUAAUGCAUGUCAGGUCUGCAACCUCGCAAACGCAGCUUCGCUGCUAUGGCACGCCUACAAAUCCCUGGGGAUGCCCUCGUCGGAGGUCAACUGGGCCGGUUUCUACGUCCUGGACCCUGGAUCCCCGCCUGCGCACCCGCGACUCGUUCUCGGUCCGUUCCAUGGCAAGGUGGCGUGUCAGCUGAUCCCCUUUGGGAAGGGCGUGUGCGGUGCGGCUGCCAGUACGAGGACGACGCUGGUGGUCGACGAUGUGGAACAGUUCCCCGGCCAUAUCGCUUGUGAUGGAGCCUCGAAGAGCGAGAUCGUGGUGCCGAUUUUGAAGGACGGCAAGCUGGUGGCGAUCAUUGACGUUGAUUGUGCGGUAGAGAGCGCUUUUGAGGAAGUCGACAAGCUGUGGCUGGAGAAACUGGCACGUCUACUAGGCGAUGCAUGCGAAUGGUAG
Molecule: messenger RNA, 624 nt
Organism: Drepanopeziza brunnea f. sp. 'multigermtubi' MB_m1
Lineage: Eukaryota; Fungi; Ascomycota; Leotiomycetes; Helotiales; Drepanopezizaceae
Source: RefSeq, a predicted model, not a curated record